Nerophis lumbriciformis (worm pipefish) is the source of this 432-nucleotide messenger RNA. The record is from RefSeq and is a predicted model, not a curated record. Lineage: Eukaryota; Metazoa; Chordata; Actinopteri; Syngnathiformes; Syngnathidae.
AUGAUGUACACGAUUACCAGAGGUCCUAGCAAACUAGUGACUCAGCGGCGAACAGGACCUACGCAGCCGCUCGACAACAAAAUAAACGACUUCAAGCACAAGCAGACGACCUGGAGUUUGCCCGAUCUCGCCGCACCCAAAAUCGUUUUUAACCGGUCCAACGGAAAGAAGUACCACCAACCCGCGGACCCCCAGCAGGAUGAGGAGUCGACGGCAGGCCACGAGGACAACGUAAAGUUUGUGUACGAGGCCUGGCAGGAGGUGCUUCAGCAAGAGCAAGGGAACCUCCGAGGCACCGGCGAGGACCCAAUUGGGCUGACGGUCCACUACAAAGAUGACACUCCGAGCCCUCACAUGGACAACUUUGUGCCCAUCGAUCUGGACGAGUGGUGGGCCCAGCGCUUCCUGGCAAACAUAGACAAACUAUCCUGA